Messenger RNA from Drosophila kikkawai, 328 nucleotides. RefSeq lists its product as uncharacterized. The record is from RefSeq and is a predicted model, not a curated record. NCBI's taxonomy places the organism in Eukaryota, Metazoa, Arthropoda, Insecta, Diptera, Drosophilidae.
AUGGUCCAUCAAACGCGCACUCCCAGCAAGGCCAUACCGGCCAAGCACCUGAGCCCCAUGCGGCCCGUGGAGGGUUUGGGCGGCAAGUAUGCCGUGUCCAGCAGUCCGGCGGAUAGCUUCCUCCGGAACAAUAAUAACAGGCUGACGGUACAGUCCAGUUCCGGCUACCCACAGUCAACAGCCUUCAAAUACAACCAGAUGGUGGCCAACAAUCGGGAGCAGUUCAAUAACCUGCAUUUCUGCUAGGAAAAUGGUUAAAAAAUCCUGAUUAUUUGUCACAAAAUAUAAAUAAAUUUAAAUGCAAUAAAUACAAGCAAUAAAUAAUGCA